GUCCACUCCCUUGUGACCCUCCCGCAACCGGCCUAUUCUAUGGAUAAUGGCGGCUACGUAGCGAACGACGCUCCCAUUCAUGCGGUGAGGGGACGAUGAUGCGCCUAGAGCGGAAGAGACCUGCAUCGCAACCCACUCUACACAUCACCCAACCAACGAACAGCCUUAUAACAUUAUCAUGGACUUCUUGAAGGGCAAGUCUUCCGGCAACGAGACGCAGGAGCGCCACAGUGGCGGUGGCGGCCUCAUGGACAAGGCCAACAACAGCCUCGGCGGCGGCCAGAAGGGCGAGCAGAACGAGGACGCCCUCGACAAGGGCGUCGACUUCGCCCAAGAGCGCAUGGGCCAGGGCCCGCAGAACGACGAGUCUGCCGUCGAGCAGGCGAAGGACGAGCAGAUUUCCGACGGCAUUCGUCGUGGGUUCAAGGGCGUCACUGGCAAGGAUGUCCCCAUCCAGGAUAAAUAGAUGGGAAGGAGAGAUGACCUGAAUGAUAGGUUAAGGACGCAUGGAACGCGGAACUGUACUAUCAUUUCUGUAUAACAAUGAACAGCACACAUCGCCCCAA
Molecule: messenger RNA, 566 nt
Organism: Schizophyllum commune H4-8
Lineage: Eukaryota; Fungi; Basidiomycota; Agaricomycetes; Agaricales; Schizophyllaceae
Exons: 5
Coding region: 179-466 (95 amino acids)
Source: RefSeq, a predicted model, not a curated record